Molecule: messenger RNA, 2928 nt
Organism: Coffea arabica (coffee)
Lineage: Eukaryota; Viridiplantae; Streptophyta; Magnoliopsida; Gentianales; Rubiaceae
Source: RefSeq, a predicted model, not a curated record
CAAACAUUAGGGCUUCAGACAUGACAUCAUUCAUUUGGGAAAGCACCAGUAAACUUCACACUCUGGGCUUUGGCUGUCCUAACAGAGAUGCCUGAAUGAGAGAUGUCAGCGAUGGAUGAAUCCGAGCCUUUCUCAUUGUUCGGGCAUCGCUUCUUCCUUCGGCAUACUCCUCACCUAAUGGCCGCAAAUCAAGCUGCUUCAUGCACGAACAUUCGUCAACAUAUUACUAUCCAAAAAAAUUAAAAUAGAAGCAUAGAUUCUUGCUACUUUUCAAAAUGAAAAUCCUCAAGACCACAUGAAAACAAAUGCAAUGAACCCAACCGCCUGUAGAUACUACAUUUCCAACAUGUCUACAGUGAUGCUGAAGAGAGAUCAGGAUCAUUUGUUUUCAAAAGUCUACAGUGAUGCUGAAGACAUACGACGUUUUUUCACUGAAAGAGUAAAACAUAUGUUUCGCCUGUAUUUCCUUCGGCUAACAACUGCAACUUUGAUUCUUCUUCUCCAAGCUUUGGUUUUUCGCACUCAACUUGUCACUUCUCCCAUUGAGUUGGCAGCAGCUGGAAAUUAUUCUCUUCUUUGUUCCCCAAAAGCUCUGCAGCUGCACCAGAGUUGGCUCACCUCAACAGCAGAUUCGGUUUCAGCUACUCCAUUCCACGGAGAGGCUGUGGUCUCCUGUGUAAGGCGCGUGCUUGUUCCCUCACUAACUUGGCUGUUCCAGUACCUUGCUGAGUCCACCUCAAGCUUCAGCUCCCCAUUUCGAUCUAUGGGAGGUAACGUGAAAUUAUUUUGGACUGUUGCCGUACGUUUUAGGGCUACAUUUCGAUUAUUCAAAUGACUUUCUUUCAAAAUUUCUAGUACUUAGGAGAUCGAUUUGCACAAACAUGAUAUGGUCCUCUGGAACGAAACGUGACUUGUCAAUUUAAAUUCAUGUUUAAUAUGCUUAAUGGUCAUCAGCAGGAUUGUAUAAUAACAAUUUCACAAAACACCAGUCGGACCUUCUGUUCUUGGUGCAGAGGUUGGUUCUUCGAUGUCUGGGUUUGGAAGUUAGUUAAUAUUGUAUGUUGCUCGUUUCUUUUUAGUAGUCAGGCAUGUGGAAGAGUACUUUUUCUUCUGUUGCAGAAGCCAAAUGAAAUUUCUCUACAUAGUUUUGCUUUCUCAUGUGUCUGCUAGCCAGCAAUUCUGAGUGUUGCAGGAAUUUGGAAGAAUUUUGGACGCUGAAGUUGUCCAGACAGGUGGUGACUGUUGUUAUUAAUCCCCUCGUCAUUAAUUCUCCCAGAUUGUGAUUUUUCUAUUGAAAAUCCUUAGGGCAGCUCCAGAUUUAGGUGAUCAUUUGUACAAGCCUUGUGCAACUACAUGCCCCCUGUGACUCGGCGUGCUUGGAAGGCUUUUCAAAGAAGUAGGGAUUAAGCACUUGUUCUUCGAAGUCGGCGCAAGGAGAAAACGAUUUGCAACUAUGCCUCACUAACUACUUCAGGGAAAAAAAGAUGAGUCGACGCGAGUGAAGUACUCGGAACAUAACACUUUCACCCCAGAACAUGAAAUUGCAUUUGCCCAACAUCUUGUCAAUAUGCAUAGGAAUGGAGAAAUAUCGUCUCAUAACAUCGGGAGUCGUGUCAUCCCGAGAUUACUAGGAUGCUUAAUGAAACUUUUGGCACUUCAUUCCCCCGCAACACUAUUCAGUCGAAAUACUAUGCCCUUCAGAACUUGACCAGGCUGUAUAUUUCAUUUAAGAGACGAGGCACUGGUAUGGGUUGGGACUCUACCAACUAUACUUUUAUGAUGGACGAUGACCGGUGGAGGCAUCUACUUCAGGUGAACAAGGGCUAUGGAAGAUUUUAUGACAGAUCAUGUCUUGUCUUCUAUUUGCUUGAAGAAGUGUUCAUGAAUCAGGGAGCUACUGGGGACCUUAGCGCUGAACAUGGACUAUCACCCCCCAACUCGGAAGACGAGUUGGAAAUGGAAAAUGCUGCUAGACGUGGUAGAGGAAAGACUGCUGUAGACGUCAGUUCAUCAGAUGAAGAAGUUGAAGUGCCGACGACUCGGAAAGGGAAAGGAAAGGUGAAGAAAGGCAAAAGAAAGCGCAAAUCGGGCGAUAUGUCGACCGAUUCAUUCUUCUCUGGUUCAUCCCCCCAAUUCCAGCAGUACUUCCGUGUUCUAGACAGUCUUGAGACCCAUUUGAGUUGCAAAAAUAGCAGUAGCAUGAGUGGUUCAGUCUCUUCACCAUCGAAGACUGCACAUCCUCCUUUCGAUGCUUAUGCCGAGUUAAAAGCUGCCUUGGCCAAGCUCUGCGCUCUAAACCUGGACAUUAAUGCGCGCCUGAGGGUUGCUGAUGCAUUAAAGGACCCUUCAGAGCGGGCCAUUUGGUUCACCUGCAAGACAGAUAUUGAUCGUCUUGCGUUUGUGAGACACCGGGGGUUCCUAUCCCCAGUAUAGACGCUCACGGUAUUCGUUUUACCUUAUCAGCUCGCAUCUUAUUUGUGUUUAUGUCCCCUAGUAGACAUUUGAGUGUUACCUUGGCAUUUUUUUUUUGUCAAAAAAAGGACCUGGUCCCACUUCAAGCCCCAACCCUUAUUCGGGUUGUUAGAUUAUUCCCCAUUUUUGUGACAAGGCUCGAACACUGGAUCUCGGGUGUACUAACCCUUAGUGAGACCAGCUCGACUGCCUUGGAAGGGCAAGUGUUUCCUUGGCAUUUAAUUAGUAUGAGUUUGGAAAUUUUUAGUGUGGUUGUGCCACUGUACCAUAGAAGAGUUUCAUCCAUUUUUUUUCAUUUUUUCUAGUUGUGAUUUGAAAGGAUGUUGCCACAGUUGGACAUUUAAGUUAUUCCUCUCUCAUCGGCUCAGUGUUUUAGAGAGUUGAACUAGUUUUAAUCACAGUUGGCUGGAUGGACUUCCGACUUUAAUAUCAGUUCCAUGCAUUUAAGUUUGAGCA